Gossypium raimondii (Peruvian cotton) is the source of this 1103-nucleotide messenger RNA. Its product is annotated as 14-3-3 protein 7. Bases 98 to 859 code for a protein of 253 amino acids. Gene Ontology annotation, cellular component: cytoplasm. NCBI's taxonomy places the organism in Eukaryota, Viridiplantae, Streptophyta, Magnoliopsida, Malvales, Malvaceae. Gene Ontology annotation, biological process: signal transduction. The transcript has 7 exons. The record is from RefSeq and is a predicted model, not a curated record.
GUACGGCAUUCCUUAAAAAGCAGUUUCCCUUCCUUUCCCCAGCUCCCCCAAACCGCAAAAUCUAAAGAUCAAAGACUCAAAGACAAAGAAAGCGGCCAUGGAGAAGGAAAGAGAGCAACAAGUUUACUUGGCAAGGCUCGCUGAGCAAGCUGAAAGAUACGAUGAGAUGGUUGAGGCCAUGAAGAGUGUUGCUAAGUUGGAUGUUGAGCUGACUGUGGAGGAGAGGAAUCUGUUAUCUGUGGGAUAUAAGAAUGUGAUUGGAGCAAGAAGGGCAUCCUGGCGGAUACUGUCUUCAAUUGAACAGAAGGAGGAGGCCAAAGGUAAUGAACAAAAUGUGAAGAGGAUAAAGGAUUAUAGGCAAAGGGUUGAAGAUGAGCUCUCAAAAAUAUGCAAUGACAUACUCUCAGUCAUUGACAAGCACCUCAUUCCAUCUUCCUCCACCGGGGAAUCAACUGUUUUCUACUAUAAGAUGAAAGGAGAUUAUUUUCGUUAUUUGGCAGAAUUUAAGGCAGGAGAUGAUCGUAAAGAAGCUGCUGAUCAGUCACUUAAGGCUUAUGAGGCUGCCACUUCCACUGCAAGCUCAGAUUUGCCUCCAACUCACCCAAUUAGACUUGGCCUGGCUUUGAACUUCUCAGUUUUCUACUAUGAGAUAUUAAAUUCUCCCGAGAGGGCUUGUCAUCUGGCUAAACAAGCAUUUGAUGAGGCUAUUGCCGAGCUUGAUAGCCUUAAUGAAGAAUCUUACAAGGAUAGCACCCUUAUCAUGCAGCUUCUUAGGGACAACCUCACCUUGUGGACCUCGGAUCUGCCAGAGGAAGGAGGUGAGCAAUCAAAAGCAGAUGAACCUCAGGCUGAGAGUUAAUUGGAUGAAAGAGUAUUCUUUUAAGACUGGGCUUGUCGAGGUAGGAAAGGGGCUUGCUGCUAGAGUGACCUGCUUUCAACUCAUGGUAGUAGUACCAGGAUUUGUUACCUAUGACAUGGUUCGAUUUGUUUAUCAGAUGUUUUCAGACUGUUGUUCUGUGUUCUCUUCUGUUUAAACAUUAUUGAAUCGGUUACUUUAUAGUCUUUAUGACUUACUUCCUUAUGUUCAAUUUUUUGUUGUCUUA